Dermacentor albipictus is the source of this 2795-nucleotide messenger RNA. RefSeq lists its product as uncharacterized. NCBI's taxonomy places the organism in Eukaryota, Metazoa, Arthropoda, Arachnida, Ixodida, Ixodidae. The record is from RefSeq and is a predicted model, not a curated record.
CAUGCGAAGAUCACCCCGCUGUAGCACUCGGAGGUAGCAGCGAAGCUGCAGCCAUGGCAACCUCCGGGCGCACCAAGCGUGCCGCCAGCUCUAAUGCGGGAGCCACGGAGACGCCGCAACCGACACCCGAGCCGGCCUCCACGAUCCGGGCCACGUUCCACCGCGAGCCUGCAGGCGAAGUGCCGGACGUCGACGUGGGCGAGGUGGACGUAGACAUCAGGCGGUUGUUGACCGCUAUACCACCGCUCUACAGGAUCACACGCGAGCAGGCCGCCCUACGAAGGAGGUCGGAGAGGAAGCGCAAGCACUACCUCUUAUGUGCGUUCCUACUGGUCGUGUACAUGAUAAUCCUCAUGUUGCUGCUGUUCCUCAUCCAUCCACCCGAGCCGGUAGUGCGGCGAGUGUUGGUCAAAGUCAAGCGCAAGACGACUACCACCACGACAACCAUGGCGACAACUACCGCAACCCCAACGACGACUCCCACGACUACCACACCGACGACCACCACUACUACUACUACAACAACGACGACGACAACCACUACCACCACCACCACCACGACUACAACUACUACCACAACUACUACUACUACCACCACAACCACUACAACGACAACUACCACCACCACCACUACGACGACCACCACGACUACCACGACGACAACGACCACCACCACUACUACUACUACAACGACGACCACUACUACUACUACCACAACGACGACCACUACCACAACUACUACUACCACUACUACCACCACGACUACUACAACUACUACGACCACAACUAUACCCCCGUCGAAGGCGACUACGACAAAGAGGCCCAAGAAGCUCCAGUACCCGCUGCUUUGCACCACCAGCAGCGAGGCGUACGUUGAAGCCACAGCAGACCUGCCCGCCGACGGCAUCUGCACGUUCAUCUUCUACGACUCUGCCUACAAGAACGGGGAUCACCCGUUCGUCAACAGGCCUCCGCCGCCCGGGGACGUUCCUUUCGACAUUGACUUGGGCCACUUCGCGCGGCGCCACUUCUUGUUCAUCCAGACCCUGCUGGGCAUGUCCUUCGCCCUCGACAACGGGCACCUGUUGAAGGACUACGAGACACCCGAGUUUCGACGAAACCUCGACUACACUUGGAAGGAGAAGAUAUACCAGUACGGCGUCGUAAACAUGAGGCCUCCGCACAUAACCAAAAACGACAUCUUAGACGCGCUCACCGUCAUCAAGAGUCUGGACACGUACUGGCACCUGAAGCCCAACUUCUCGGACAUCCAGCCUUCCACCGCACUGGGCAUCCCGCUGCCCGAGAACCAGUGGCCCGAACUACUGGAGCUACUCGAGACCUUCUUCACUCCGCACAUAUUCAUUGCCAUAAGCCACGUCUCCAUCGAAGAUCACAGCCUGCCGGAAUGCCUCAUUAUGCCUACCUCCAUAUACAGUUUCCCCGCAAACGUAACGGCGCGCUACUUUCAGUCCGUGAACGACUCUGGCCGGCUGCUGCAGAUGAUAUGGGACAGGGGCAUACUGUCCGCGCUCUCCUUCUCGUUCACGAUGAAGGCGCGCUGGUAUCGGCCGCGCCACCCGGACCCCAACGUCACCGCCAUCGGCAACUUCGGGCUGUUCAACCCGUGCAUGGACCCGGGCGUCCCUCCGGACAUCAGCCCCGGCAAAGCUUGCAACGUGUCCUGGACCAUUCGCAACAACUCGAGAUACGACCCUACCUACUUCGUGAGAAUCGGAUACGACAAGACCCUUGGACGCACGCUAGUCUUCGACCCUCUCACAGGCAUGAGGAUAAAGAUUUGCACCGCUAAGCGGAUCUUCUUGCGCGUGAACUUCACCGUGUCCGCGUACGACGUGGAGUACGACGUCUGGAGGUACGCCCGCUUCAAGGGCAGCGUGAAGUGCGACCACUUCAACAUCAACGGCACCAGCCAGAGGACGCAGUUCCUCGAGAACAUUCGCGGCUUCCUCAACCGCAGUUACGUAGCGGCACCGGACGUGCAAGACUGCAUCACGCAUUGGUAGGCGUCGCGGUCGAGGCGUGGGCGAAGUGGCAUCGCUGCGCUUAGAGGGCGCAGCGGUCGGCAGGGCGUUAGGCCUAGCUAGGCCUAUCAGGGUGGUUUUACGCGUAGUCUGUCACGUGAUGGUUGGCCUCGUGAUCUGAAGGCUCGGCUUGUAGGUGGUCCAGUGGGAGUUAAGGACUCCGGUAUGUGGGCAAUGCUUGAGGUCAUGCAUACUUAGCAAGGAUCGGGAUAGCGAAAAGUGGGGGAGUAUAGCGAUCGAUAUACUCGCGAUGGACAUUGUAAUCACAGGAGUACGAUGGGCUCCCUGGAAGACGUCGUACGCUCACGUCGAUACGAAUGGUGGUGAGAAAUGUGUUCAGUGGUUGGUAAGGUUGGUUAGCCAGCUGGUGGUUUGAAAAGGGACAAGACACGACGUUGCGGAUGUCAGUGGACAAUUUGACACGCAGCCACGCACCCCAAACUCCUGUCCUCGCGUGUCGUCGGCUUUCGCUACACUCGUAACAGCCGUCGUUUCCCGGAGAAAGUUUUGUCGCCUGCACGUUCACACCGCAUCGCCACGGGUGUCAGGCUCCGUGACCAGGUACGGUAGGCGCGUCACCGUGAACACGUUGGUGUUAGAUACUGACUCGGCGUGAAACCACUGCUGCGAACUAUUUUGUUUAUUUUUGCGCACACCUUACACGGUAAACCGCGUAGCAUCUCUUUAAGCUUGUACUGUUAAUUUGUUUAAUCGCGUAAUAUGAGAUUAAAAUGGACUGAUGACCCAGCG